AUACAUCAGACCAAGAUGGGCUGCCUAAGGAAAUCCGUGGUGCAACGCACAGUGCCAGUACCCUGUACGGCACCUGAUGAGACGGAGGAGGAUCCAGGCCCGGACACUACCCACAGUGCCCAGAACCUCCAAGCACCACCGGCGCAUCCCCAAAGCAAACCGUCAGAACAUCGUCGGAUAUUGUGGCCCGCUGCCAACAAGGAGUCAGAGUGGAAACAGUUUGAUGAAGAUGUUACUACAGCCCUGGAAGCAACAGCCAAGGGUAAUGUGGACCAGAGGCUCAAGACAAUGAGCAUGUUCAUAAUAAGCAUUGCAUCAGACAGGUUUGGCAUCAAGAAACAACGCGCUACCAAGACUACAACUGCAGCACCAAUUCCAAACCGGCGAGAAACCAAGAUUUCCCAACUCAGACAAGAACUGAGAGUACUCAGGAGCCAGUACAGGAAGGCAAGUGACAAUGAGAAGGCAGCCUUGGCAGAACUGAGGGGUGUGGUAAGGGAUAAACUACUCACCCUGCGACGUGCCGAGUGGCACAGGAAGAGAGGCAAGGAAAGGGCCCGCAAGCGCAGUGCCUUCAUUGCAAAUCCAUUUGGAUUCGCAAAGAAGCUGCUGGGAGAAAAACGCAGUGGUCAACUCUCAUGUCCCGAGGAGGAAAUCAACCUCCACAUCAAGAACACCUACAGCGACGGCAUGAGAGAGCAAGACCUCGGCCACUGUGCAGCCCUCAUAUGCCCACCAGAACCCUGCACCCUGUUUGACACCAGUGAACCAACUCUGAAAGAAGUUAAAGAGGUAAUCAAAUCUGCCAGAACAGCAUCAGCACCAGGCCCAAGUGGAGUUCCUUACAAGGUCUUCAAACAGUGUCCCCGCCUGUUGGAGCGUCUUUGGAAAAUCUUCCGAGUGAUCUGGAAAAGAGGGAAAGUACCUCAGCAGUGGACGUACGCAGAGGGAGUAUGGAUUCCCAAGGAGGAAAACGCAAGGAACAUCGAGCAGUUCAGGACAAUCUCCCUCCUCAGUAUUGAGUGCAAGACUUUCUUCAAGAUCGUUUCCAAUCGCCUCAUGGGAUUUCUCCUGAAGAACACCUAUAUUGACACCUCGGUACAGAAGGGAGGAGUCCCAGGAGUUCCAGGGUGCAUCGAACACACUGGUGUGGUAACACAGCUGAUCCGUGAGGCGCGAGAGAACAGAGGCGAUUUGACAGUACUGUGGCUGGACCUCGCCAAUGCUUAUGGGUCUAUUCCACACAAGUUGGUGGAAUUGUCUCUGAGCAGAUACCAUGUUCCAGAGAAGAUUCGCAAUCUCAUGCUCGACUAUUACAACAACUUUAGUCUGAGGGUGUCCUCUGGCACUUCAACAUCAGAUUGGCAUCGUCUGGAGAAAGGCAUCAUCACAGGCUGUACAAUCUCUGUGUCCCUGUUUGCACUGGCCAUGAAUAUGCUCGUGAAGUCUGCGGAAGUAGAGUGCAGAGGUCCUUUGUCCAAAUCCGGCACCCGGCAACUUCCGAUUAGAGCAUUCAUGGAUGAUCUCACGGUAACCACAACAUCAGUGUCUGGAUGCAGAUGGCUCCUUCAAGGCCUUGAUCGACUCAUUAGUUGGGCAAGAAUGAGUUUCAAGCCCUCUAAGUCUAGGUCCUUGGUCUUGAGGAAGGGUAAAGUAUCCGAACACUUUCGCUUCAGUCUGGCAGACAUCCAAAUUCCAUCUGUGUCAGAAAAGCCAGUGAAGAGCCUGGGCAAGCUCUUCACUGGUGAUCUGAAGGAUUCCGCUGCACGUCAAGCUACCAGCGAUAACCUCAACAUGUGGCUCUCAGCGGUGGACAAGUCGGGACUUCCAGGGAAGUUCAAAGCCUGGAUAUAUCAGCAUGGCAUCCUGCCUCGUAUCCUCUGGCCGCUGCUGAUGUACGAAUUCCCAAUGACCAUCGUGGAGGGAUUCGAGAGGAAGAUCAGCUCGUCCCUGCGCAGGUGGCUGGGUCUGCCACGGAGCCUAAGCAGCAUUGCUAUGUUUGGGCACAACACCAAGCUGCAGCUUCCUUUCAGUAGUCUGGCAGAGGAGUUCAAGGUUUCCAGGGCCAGAGAAGUCCUGCUCUACAGAGAUUCUGCUGAUGGGAAAGUAUCGUCAGCAGGUGUGGAGGUCAGAACAGGAAGGAAGUGGCGUGCCCAGGAUGCAGUGGAGCGGGCAGAGGCGAGGUUGCGGCACAGCACCGUGGUGGGAACCGUAGCUACUGGUCGGGCUGGGCUGGGUAGUAACACCAAACCAAGCUACAGCAGAGCCAGAGGAAAGGAAAGGAGAAAGUUGGUCCAAGAGGAGGUUCGCGCCGAGGUGGAAGAGGCUCGCUUCAGCAGAGUGGUGGGAAUGAGCAAGCAGGGGGCCUGGACGAAGUGGGAGCACAUAGCUGGUCGCAAGAUCACCUGGACCGAACUUUUGAAAGCGGAGCCACACCAGUUUAAGUUCUUGGUCCAGUCAGUUUAUGAUGUCCUCCCAAGCCCUGCUAACUUAUUUACCUGGGGCCUGAUAGACACACCUGUGUGCCAGCUCUGUCAGAAAAGAGGAUCAUUACAACACAUCCUCAGCUGUUGCUCAAAGGCAUUGGGAGAUGGCAGGUACCGGUGGCGCCACGACCAGGUCCUGCGGGCAAUAGCAGACACUAUCUGCACUGGCAUCAACACCAGUAAGCGGCAACACCCAACUAAGAGCACAAUUGCCUUUGUCCGAGCAGGAGAGAAACCUCAACCCUCCAAGAAGACCCAGGGUGGCCUGCUAACAACAGCAAGGGACUGGCAGCUCUUGGUUGAUCUAGGAAGGCAGUUGCAAUUCCCAGACAUCAUUGCAACCACAACACUACGGCCAGACAUGGUAUUGAUGUCUGGAACCAGCAAGCAGGUGGUGCUCCUUGAACUAACUGUCCCCUGGGAGGACAGAAUGGAGGAAGCUCAGGAAAGGAAGAGGGCGAAAUAUGCAGAUCUUGUGGCUGACUGCCGGAGGAACGGGUGGAAGGCCCGCUGCGAGCCUAUUGAGGUGGGCUGCAGGGGUUUUGUAGGCAAGUCCUUACACCGUGUCCUGGGGCUCCUUGGAAUUUGUGGACUGCACAGGCGAAGAGCCAUAAAAAACAUCUUGGAAGCGUCUGAAAAGGCUUCACGUUGGCUCUGGUUGAGGAGGGGGGACGCGUGGCGUAGUGCGCUACCUGGACACAAGUCGAGGGACUGAUAUUCCUCGGCUGGGUCGCCCGGGUGAGGGUGUCUGAUUAAGACCCGAAACACCCUAUGACCCCGGGAGAAUCACUGAUGAUGUGUCCAGCUUGCACCAUGCGGUGUAUUAUAGUACUAUAUAUGUAUAUGUCUUGAUUGGAUUAUCCAGGGAAUAGUGCUCGAUACCGGGGUA
Messenger RNA from Nerophis ophidion (straightnose pipefish), 3375 nucleotides. RefSeq lists its product as uncharacterized. Lineage: Eukaryota; Metazoa; Chordata; Actinopteri; Syngnathiformes; Syngnathidae. The transcript has a single exon. The record is from RefSeq and is a predicted model, not a curated record. The coding region runs from base 16 to 3201 and encodes 1061 amino acids.